UGCAGGCGGCCGGGAUCGGCGCUCACUUCGCCAGGGCGGCUCUGGUCUUUGUUUUUGGAGAGGUCGCGCGUCUUUGCGCACGUCUGAACUUUGGGGAGGGGGUUGUUACGCACGGCACCCGCUCGUGGUUCUCCGCCGGGAUCCUUCUUGCAAAGAUCCCCCCCCCCAAGUCCUCUUGAAGGAAGAUGUGGAUCCCCGAGUCUCUCGCCGCCUAGCCGCGCGCGCUGACUGUCCCCGCGAUGCAACCCGGGCACGUGUGAAUGCCUGGAAGUAGGGGGGCGAGGAUGAGGAGAGCGGAAGGCGCACGCUGUUGCCGGCACCCCUUGUGAAGGUCCUUCGAUCCCCACUCCGGCCGCCCUGGAUUCCUUCGCGGCCGCCCAGAGGCGCGGCUGAGGGGCGCCGCGUGUCUCUCCGCCCCGACGACCUCCUUUCAUUCGGAUCGCCCCCCUGCCCACCCCCGCCUCCGAGAUGGCGGCCAUCCAAGCUCUGCAGCAGUGGUGCAAAAAGCAAUGCGAAGGGUACGAGGACGUGAGAAUCACCAACAUGACCACCUCUUUCCGCGACGGCUUGGCCUUCUGCGCCAUCCUGCACCGCCACAGGCCGGAUCUGAUCAAUUUCUCUGCUCUACGCAAAGAAAAUGUCUUUGAAAACAACCAAUUGGCUUUCCAAGUAGCUGAGAAGGAGCUGGGGAUCCCAGCCUUGCUAGAUGCGGAGGACAUGGUGGCCUUGAAGGUGCCGGACAGACUGAGCAUACUCACCUAUGUCUCACAGUAUUACAACUAUUUCCAUGGCCGGUCUCCAAUUGGAGGGAUGUCUGGAAUCAAACGCCCCUCAUCCAACCUCACUGACGAGCCGAUGGAGAAGAAGGCUGUUUCUGAACCAGCCGUGCUGGCUCCAGCCAAGCCCUCUCGGAUACACGUGCCUUCUGAACCCAAGACAAGCCCGGCUCUACAGACACGAAAUCUGGUGAAGGAGAACCCUCCGGCAACUGGGAGACGGAUUUUGGCGGAGAACAGCAACACGCGCAGCAGCGACUGUGCCGUCUGCGGCACCCACGUGCAUCUGGUACAGCGUCACUUGGUGGACGGGAAACUCUAUCACAGAAACUGCUUUAGGUGCAAGCAGUGCUCCAACACGCUAACCUCUGGUGCCUACAAAGUUGGGGCCGAGCCAGGCACACUUACCUGCACCAGACAUGAUGAGCCAAACCAUCUACAGGCUUUCGUACCUGCACGGGUCGUCGGUGGAGAGAAUAAACCUACCAGUACCACUUCGGCUUCUGGGAUCUAUUUGAAAGGACUGGAAUCCAAGAAGCCAGCACUGGAACCCCUGAAGACAAGCCAGGAGCUCAGAAACAGCAACUUCACCAAGCCAGCACCUUGGGAACCUUCAUAUCUGGGAACAAAUAAAUCCAUCUCUGUUUCUACCAGCCCUAGUUCGCGCCAGUCCAACCCCAUUGGGGGUAAAACUGACCGUGCUGAAGUUGCUGCUGCAAUGGCCCCUUCUAAUUGGACAGCGUCGUCAGCCAAAACACAGCAGGCCCGAGAAAAAUUUUUCCAGUCCGGUUCAGGGACUUCUGGCCUUUCCACGGACAAAGUGGAUCCCGUUAAAAAUCAGGUUUCUCCUUUUAGUACUUCCAAAACAGCUGGGAAAACACCAUUUCCUGGCAUCAGCACACCAGGGACAAAUUCAGGAAGCAGUGAGAAGGAUAAAGCACGGAGCAUCCUCAUGCAUGCAUUACCUGGGCAUUCAACUACCAGGCAAGGAGCCCCUGCUGGUGCUCAGCCGGGCUUGUUAGGACUCCAUGGAUCAUCACCUGCCACCUCCGGCUUUCAGCAUCCAGAGGCAAAGUCCACCAACAUCUUGAGACCUGUCACUGUGCCAAGCAGCUCAGAAAAACCAGGGCAAGUGCUACUGAGAACUGCGGCCCAAAAUUCACCAAAGAACCAGCGCCACGCAGUGGGAACGGCCAUCCAGAACUCAGCCAAAGAUCAGCCCAUUAGCAGACCUGCCGAAGCUAGAUUCAAAGUGGAUAUUAAGGCCCCCAAAGCAGCCCCUAGGAAGCCUCUGGAAAGCUUACAAGCAAGGCACGAAGCUGGCAGCAUGGGUAUUACAGAAGAGAAGCUGGAGAGCCCUGCAGACUGGCGGUCAAGACUGAAGCCGGUGGGCACCAAAGUCUCCCACCAAGGAGAUGCAAGGAACUCUCCAAAGCCCGCAGAUGCCCACAAGCCAGUCAUCCAUGUAGCACCCAAAGAAACGAAACCAGCUUUGCCAAAAGUCUCCCUGAUGGUUCAGGAUCCCGCGCCGUCAGCUGAUCAGCCACAGAAGAAGAAACUGCUCGUGUCCCAACUGGAUAUUACCAGUGGCUGGCAGAAGCCCAGACAACAAUGGGAAGAUAUUCCGUCUUCUCGCAAGGUAGAGGAGCCAGGCUGGCCAAAGAGAGCCAUUGCACCUGUUAAACCUUCAGCUCCUGAACCUUUCCGGAAGCUUCCAAGCAGUCCUGUGGUAUCUCCAUCCAAGCACCCCUCAGACUACAUCCCUGAGGAAGAAAUCCAAAAGGAAGUCCAGAGGAUUGAGAAUGAUUUGGACGAGCUGGAACUGAAAGGGGUGGACAUGGAGAAGCAGUUGCGGAAAUGUGAAGGAGAUGAACGUGAGGACGCCCUGAUGGUGGAAUGGUUCAAGCUGAUCCAUGAGAAACAGCUGCUGCUGAGGAGGGAGUCAGAGCUGAUGUACAAGUCAAGGCAACAGAAACUGGAGGAGAAGCAGUGGAAUAUUGAAACGGAGCUCCGGAACCUCAUGAACAAGCCUGAAACACUGAAGACCUCCAAGGACAAGGCCAGGGAAGAAGAGCUGCUGGAGUCAUAUCUGGCCAUCAUUGAUGGUCGGAAUGAAAUUGUGGAGAACCUGGACGAGGACCGAAUUAGGGAGAUGGAGGAGGACAAGGAGAUGGCAGCCCUGAUCCAGAAACUUGAUGUGCCUCGUAACAACCAGGAAGGUGAAAAGAAAAAAGUCAAGUUUGGAUUGUUCAAAAUACUGCAACUGAAAAUCAAGAGCUAGAUUUGAAAAUGGCACACUCUCUUGUGUUUGUAUUUGUGGAGAUCGAGGGAUGCUUUUACCAUUGUUUGUUGAUGCGGAUCCUGUGAUGCAAAAAUCUGAGGACUGUUUUUUAGGAAAGUCAAUCCUACUCUUCUUGGGAAUUACAGAAGAAAGCCUUGCUGGGGCGUAAAGAGCGAUCUGUGUGGGAGAAAUCACCCCUCUUGCCUUCCAAGAACCAGUUGACACUGCCCCAAAUCCAGUGUGACAGCUUUCGUCAGCAUCAGUAGCAACUUGCUCAUUAAUCUGAGUUUUUCCUCAGCACCUGGAUCCAGUUGGAAUGGUCUUAGUCUUGCCUGAUUUGGCAAGAUAAGAGGGUUGGCAUGGCUGUAAAAUCCUGGGGAACACCCAGACAUCAGGCUCAGAAGUCUUUGCCUGAAACUAGAUGCAAUGGGUCGUGCAGGGCAAUGGGUUGUUCAGGGCAAUGGGUCGUGCAGGGCUGCUGUUGAAAAUGGCAGCCCACGUCCUCUGCUGGCUACGUAACCCAUGAUGUGGUGGCAUCACGCCCCCCUUUUUCCUUUCCGUGAGGGUGUAUGCGGCUGCUAGCCAAAACACAUCUCAUUGUACAUUUUGUGCGACUAGACAUUACCAUAGGAGGCCCAAAUGCGAAUGUUUUAGGAGAUGUCUAGAUAGAGUGUCUAGUUUCAUCCUGUGCAAAAUGGCCACUCUUUGGCCACCUCUGCUUCCAAGGGGAACAGAAUCCCUUUCCACACCAGGAAGCAUGUUGGCUUCUCCUCAGAAAGAACACUGCAGUAGUUUUCAAACUGUGUUCUGGAAAACUCCGGAUGUGUCUAUACUUCGUCAAGGUCCCUUGAUGAGGAAAACGAUAGUGACCCAAAAGAACUACUUACUCGCCGGUACUGAUUCUUUUCCUCAGUGAUGUGCAACCACAGCAAGGCUUGGAGCAUGGAAUGCCAUCUUUAUCUUGGCAGGACACUUGUGCCUUGACAUCAGCAGCAGGCCAUUUUGUUUUAGCCUGACAGCCACGUUUGAAACCCCGCUUGCUUUAGAGGGCUCUGAUUUGGGACGUGGCACACAGUGGCAGCACUGGAAAAAGGAAUGGCCAGCCUUGCGCUAGGAGUCUUCCAAAGCAGGCUGAGACUCACCUGUGGACCUUUUAGUUGCUUUGCCCCCUCAAUUUGGUUAACUUUUUUUCAGGUGACUGUGAAAUCCAGCGGGCCAAUGUUCCUGACAAAUUAAGCAGCUUGAAGAGCUAGCAGAAAUUCUCCCACAGGCUGCCAUUUCCCCGCCUCCCCUAUAACAAGAAGCAGAUAUUACGGUCCACUGGCAAACAUCCCUGCUCUUCCACCCUUGCGUGUGGGAAGGGGGAACUGCACCUGUUGGAUUUCUGCCCAUUCAGCAACUGUGUCAAGGCACAAGGGCCUGGCUAGAAAAAACCCAGCAGCAACCCCCAUGAGUGAUCUGCAGCUGUUUGCUAUGUUGGAGCAGAACUAGGUGUCAGGUAGGGUUGGCCGAGGGAUUGUGUGUUUCUUGAUUCUGCCUUGGAAGAGUUUCCCUGGCUAGGGUCGCCACGUUUUUUACACAAAGCGUCUCCUGUGUUCUUACCACUUGGGAGGCAGAGCUGAACGUACAUCUCAUUAUUGUACCAGUUAAAAUCUUCCCAGCCCAGGCAGCCAUUAAAGUCACAGAAAGCCUCUGUACCUCAGGCCAGGGGUUGGCACACCUGCUCCUUGCCUGAUUUUGCAGUGUCCAUGUGUUGCAGACUCCAUUCUCAAAGCUCCGAGAAAGCACUCCCUCCUUUGGGCAGCCCCCCAAAGCUGAAUAUUUUCUUGUCCACCAGGUGGCAGUGCAGUUCUCAACAAGUCCCUUUGGCCUACCAUAGGCUGAAAGGUUUUGUUUUAGAUUAAAAAAAAAACAAACUCAGGAAGCUUAUUAAAACGAAGGGGGUGGGGUGGGGUGGGGGGAAGCACGAGGAAAGGUAGAAAAAAGAGGGGGGAAACAGCAUUGACACAUACAUCUGUAUAGUUAGGCUGUUGAUAUUGCGACUGGCUUUAUUUUUGCACUUGUU
Eublepharis macularius is the source of this 5122-nucleotide messenger RNA. It is a transcript of the gene MICALL2, whose product is annotated as MICAL like 2. NCBI's taxonomy places the organism in Eukaryota, Metazoa, Chordata, Lepidosauria, Squamata, Eublepharidae. Bases 469 to 3057 code for a protein of 862 amino acids. The record is from RefSeq and is a predicted model, not a curated record. The transcript is spliced from 18 exons. Gene Ontology annotation, molecular function: protein binding.